Molecule: messenger RNA, 468 nt
Organism: Caenorhabditis auriculariae
Lineage: Eukaryota; Metazoa; Nematoda; Chromadorea; Rhabditida; Rhabditidae
Source: the annotation of a GenBank genome assembly
AUGCGUGAACUCAGGCACAAAUUUGUUUCUGAAGAAAUUCCGAAACAGAUCACCAAUGCACUGUAGUACUAAAAAAAUAAUCAUAUUACGCAAUACGUUUUUUUCAGGAACGAGCUCAGAAGAGCUAAAUUCGAGAACGACAUGUGGAUCAUGAGCAAGGUGCGUUACUUUCUCAAUCUUCUAUACUUUAUUCUGAUUUUAGAAAAAGUCUGUGCGCGAAGACGGAUUGGAUGAUGAAGAUAAAGAGAACCACGCUAUCGCAACUCCGCAAAAAGUAUCGAAAGAGUGUGUGAAUUCUCUUUAUGUACUUUUAAUUGAAUAAUAUCUUAGAAAGAUCAAUGCGAUGACGUUAUCCUGAAUUCGGUCAAAGACGCUGCGAUUUCCGAAAACUGCUUGAAAACAGCAGAAGCGACAGCAAAUGAGAUCUCCGCCGAGGUUACUACUGUCGAGCCAGAAAAAGCAGCUUAG